CGUACAAAUGAGUGUGUCCAUCUCCGUCGCUUCCGAGCUCGGGUUUGUUUUGACAAGUCGAAAGCGAUGAAGGAUACGAGGAGGACUAGACACGGUGACCUUGGUCUCUCGUUCGUGAACCGAUGCACUGCCGCUCUCGGCGAAAAAACGUAUCGGGGGUCUUUGUCCGAAAAUUGUCCACAAUAGGCGACACACUGCGGGACGGAAGGUACCGUACCCCUUGUCCAUGAUGGUGCGGGUCCUAAAGAUCCCCCUGCGCGAAGGGUUGACGUUUUCAAGUGGACACCGAACGCGUUCGCGGCGAGCAUUACGACAGUGGGACCCCAGCUUAAAAGUACACGAGUAGCGAGCGAAGAUAGUCCAAAAUGGCAAGCGUAAAUCGAAGGUCCAAACACGCGUGGACCGAGGAGAAGACUCUCGAACUAAUUGAGCUGUAUAAAGAGCGGGAAGAAUUAUGGAAUCCUCUGUCGCACCGGUACCAUUUGAAGAAUUUGAAAUUGGACGGAUGGUCCAAAGUUACACAGACACUGGAAGUUCCAGUUGAGGUGUGUAAAGCGAAAAUGACAUCGCUGCUAGCGUCGUUCAGACGGGAAAAAAGGAAGAUGAAGAAAUCGAAAGGAAGAGGUACCAACGAUGUUUACAAAAGCAGUUGGUUUGCUUUUAAGAGUAUGGAAUUUUUAAACAACAGAACCACUCCAAUGACAGACUUCUGUUCAGCUACUACUCACACACAGAACAAAGACCAAAAUGAGGGGGAAGUGGAAGCUGAUGCGGAUGCGGAAGCGGAAACGGAUGCGGAAGCGGACGGAGAAGUAGAAGCAGAACCCGAAGUCGUUGCUUCAACGGACAGGGAUACGUCUACACCACCUCUACAUAAAAAAACCUCCACCAGGAUAAGAAGCAAUGGUAGAACAACUUCCGACAAUGCAGUCAUCGAAGAAGUUAUGGAGAUCAUAAGGAAUAUCCAGAAGAGAGAUCACAUACAGGCGUUUGGACUGUCUGUGGUCGAAAGGAUGCGCCAGUUAAAACGGCGCAAUCAAAUUUUAUUAAUGCAAAUAAUAAACACGGCAUUGUGCGAAAGGGAAUUGAGUGAGUUGGAGAGCGAGUCUGGGAGUGAACGAGCGAGUGGUUCGACUGACUGAAGGAGUAUGUAAAUGUGUGUGUGUGUGUGAGAAAGUGCAUGUACGUGUGAAUAUAUAUAAAUAAAAAAAGUCAUAAGUGAAAUACACUUUUCUCAUUUACCUUUAUACUAUAGAUACCUACAUAAAAGAAAAAUGUAUGACCACAAGUGUUUUUUAAACUUACUAUGAUACUGAACCAUGCUGAAAACUGUCUUUAGACUACUGGCACCUUCAAUUAUAUACAGGGUGUCCCAAAAAUGUUGGAGAUCCUUGAAAGGGAUGGUUCAG
Hylaeus volcanicus is the source of this 1409-nucleotide messenger RNA. RefSeq lists its product as uncharacterized. NCBI's taxonomy places the organism in Eukaryota, Metazoa, Arthropoda, Insecta, Hymenoptera, Colletidae. The coding region runs from base 366 to 1142 and encodes 258 amino acids. The transcript has 3 exons. The record is from RefSeq and is a predicted model, not a curated record.